Molecule: messenger RNA, 1040 nt
Organism: Amborella trichopoda
Lineage: Eukaryota; Viridiplantae; Streptophyta; Magnoliopsida; Amborellales; Amborellaceae
Source: RefSeq, a predicted model, not a curated record
CUUUGAAAACCCUUUAUCAAUUCCUCCUCCCUGGUUUUUUUAAUGUUUUGUGGAUUUCAAUUCAUCUUCCUCGAAAGAAGAAACCCACAACCAAAUCUUCGAGCCUACAUAUAUUUGAAGCCCAAGGGGGACGCUACAUCCAUAUUCGUUCGAGUUAGAGCGAGAGAUGAUGAGUAUCACAUUUUGUAGAGAGAGGAUCGCCAUGGAUCUAUGCAGGACUAGCCUUUGGUUCACGUCCUCUUUCAUUAUUUUUUUCAUCAUAACACAAUCCGUUCCUUCGGCUUCUCAGGAAGUUGAGGAUGAGAGAGAGUUUGAUUAUUUGGAAGGCAGUGAAAAGGGGCCGAAGCACUGGGGCGAGCUCCAUCCCGAAUGGGCGGCUUGUAGCAAUGGGGAUAUGCAGUCUCCAAUUGACCUGCUUCAAGAAAGGGUGGAGGUUCUGCCAAAUCUGGGGCGCUUAAAGAGGGAAUAUAAGCCCGCUAAAGCAAUCCUAGAGAACAGAGGCCAUGAUAUAAUGCUUAAGUGGGAGGAAAGUGGAGCUGGAACACUUGAAAUAAACCAAACGGAGUAUGUUCUGAAACAAUGUCAUUGGCAUUCACCCUCCGAGCACACUUUCAAUGGUUCAAGAUACUCAUUAGAAGUGCACUUGGUUCACGAGAGCAAAGUAGGGAAGGUAGCGGUUGUUGGGAUUACCUACAAAAUUGGCAGACCUGAUUCUUUUCUUGUGGAGGUAACGGCCUCUCUCUCUAAAACCCUCUCUAUAAUUGUGUGGCAUGUGACACAGGAAGCUGAGGCGAACGCGAGGCCAACGCAGCCCAUCAACGAACGAGCUGUUCACCUCUACACUCCAAGGCGCCUUUCACCUGCUCUCCAUUUUUGACUUCAACCAACAUUGAAGAACUAUCCUUCAAUUUCUUUUGUUUAUUCUUUUUUAUUUGGUGUAACAAUAGAUAAGAAAUCUUUUAAUCUAUUAAUGGUGUUUAGUGAUUCGCCUUGUUCCAUGCGGAGUCGUCACAACCUCGUGGAUUCGUGAUCUUCUACCA